This is a messenger RNA of Coffea arabica (coffee), 862 nucleotides long. RefSeq lists its product as uncharacterized. The record is from RefSeq and is a predicted model, not a curated record. NCBI's taxonomy places the organism in Eukaryota, Viridiplantae, Streptophyta, Magnoliopsida, Gentianales, Rubiaceae.
AUAUAUAAAUGAUGAUGACUUGUACUAAUGAGUGUGGUGGUGAAGGAGGAAGAGUAGGUCUAGUAGUAAUACUGGAGGAAGGCAUGGGCCAUCACUGCUGCAGCAAACAGAAAGUCAAGAGGGGCUUAUGGUCUCCUGAAGAAGAUGAGAAGCUCGUUAAACACAUAACUGCCCACGGCCAUGGCUGUUGGAGUUCUGUUCCGAAACUUGCAGGGCUACAAAGGUGUGGGAAGAGUUGUAGAUUAAGGUGGAUUAAUUACUUGAGGCCAGAUCUUAAAAGGGGUUCUUUUACUGAACAAGAAGAGAGGACAAUUAUUGAUGUUCAUAGGAUUUUAGGCAACAGAUGGGCACAGAUAGCCAAACAUUUGCCUGGAAGAACUGAUAAUGAGGUCAAGAACUUCUGGAAUUCUGUGAUCAAGAAGAAGCUCAUUGCUCAAGGAUUAGACCCCAAUACUCAUAAUCUCCUGUCUCCUCAUCAAACCAAAGCCAAGAACAAUGGUAAUACUAUAAGCAAACUCAACUCUCAUCAUGACCAAUCAGGUUCAGUUUUCACCAUGGAUACUUCACCAGGAAACAAAGAAAUCAUCGAUGCAAAAUCGACGUUGUCUCUCCCGAGCUCAUACAUUAAUCAUCCGCAUUAAACGGAGCAUCAACAUAGCAACAUUUGAGUUCCAAAACCCUAGUAAUCUUGCAUGGACUGACCAUGGAACUCACAGUUCUCAUCAGCAAUCUAUGAUGGAGUUUUCUAGCUGUUCUUCUAUGGAAAGCACUCCAAUUUCAACUUCUUCUUUACCUUCAUCAGGGUUUGGGAUUUUAGCUGAGAAUUGCAUGUGGGGUAAUGGUUUUGAGCCAUGCUUCGAUC